This is a messenger RNA of Hansenula ciferrii, 885 nucleotides long. It is a transcript of the gene COQ5, whose product is annotated as 2-hexaprenyl-6-methoxy-1,4-benzoquinone methyltransferase. Bases 1 to 885 code for a protein of 294 amino acids. The record is from RefSeq and is a predicted model, not a curated record. The transcript has a single exon. NCBI's taxonomy places the organism in Eukaryota, Fungi, Ascomycota, Saccharomycetes, Phaffomycetales, Wickerhamomycetaceae. Gene Ontology annotation, molecular function: methyltransferase activity. Gene Ontology annotation, biological process: ubiquinone biosynthetic process.
AUGCUUAGACAAAGUAUAAGAAGAAGUGCCGCUCCAUUGAGCAAGAUUACUAGAUCAGCUCCAUCAACUCAAUUGAGAUGCUUAUCCGAUCUUUCAAAUGAUCAAAAAACAACACAUUUCGGUUCAAAAACUGUCCUUGAAUCUGAAAAAGAGAAAUUAGUUGGUCAAGUCUUUUCUUCUGUUGCUUCUAAAUAUGAUAUAAUGAAUGAUGUGAUGAGUUUAGGUGUCCAUAGAUUGUGGAAAGAUCAUUUCAUAAGAAAAUUAGACGCCGGUGCAAGACCGGGCGGUAGACCUUUAGAUUUCAUUGAUGUUGCUGGUGGUAGUGGUGAUAUUGCUUUUGGUCUAUUGGAUCAUGCUAAAGCUCGUUUCCAAGAUGACAAGUCUACAAUGACAGUUGUUGAUAUUAAUCCAGAUAUGUUGAAAGAAGGUGAGAAAAGAUUGUUAGAUACUAAAUAUAAAAAUGAUGAUAGAAUUUCAUUUUUAGUACAAAAUGGUGAAGUUUUAGAUCAAAUAGAAGAUAACAGUAAAGAUGUUUAUACCGUUUCAUUUGGUAUUAGAAAUUUCACAAACAUUCAAGCGGGUUUGAAUACAGCAUAUAGAGUUUUAAAACCAGGUGGAAUAAUUGGUAUUUUGGAAUUUUCAAAAGUUGAUAAUACUGUUGUUGAUUUAGCUUAUCAAAAUUGGUCAAAAUUCUUACCAGUUUUCGGUCAAGCUAUUGCAAAUGAUUUUGAUUCAUAUCAAUAUUUAGUCGAAUCUAUUCAAAAAUUCCCAAAACAAGAAGAUUUCAAAUCAAUGAUUCAAGAAGCUGGUUUUUACGUUCCUGAACCUGGUUAUGAAAACUUAACAUUUGGUGUUGCCGCUAUUCAUAUUGGUAUUAAAUUAUGA